Malaya genurostris is the source of this 1219-nucleotide messenger RNA. RefSeq names its product beta-1,3-glucan-binding protein-like. The coding region runs from base 27 to 1190 and encodes 387 amino acids. NCBI's taxonomy places the organism in Eukaryota, Metazoa, Arthropoda, Insecta, Diptera, Culicidae. The transcript is spliced from 2 exons. The record is from RefSeq and is a predicted model, not a curated record. Gene Ontology annotation, biological process: carbohydrate metabolic process. Gene Ontology annotation, molecular function: hydrolase activity, hydrolyzing O-glycosyl compounds.
GUCUGGUUCGGUGUUAACGUGUUAAAAUGAGGUUAGUGUUAUUGCUUACGUGCCUGUUGGCACUUGUAGUGGCUGAAGAAGGUGUCCCCAAAUGCACACCUUCGGUGACCACGGCUAGCGGAACUAGAGCGCCUACCGGAACUAUCUGUUCAGGAUCUCUCAUUUUUGAGGAUACCUUUGAUUUCUUAGACUUUGAAAAGUGGCAACAUGAAAAUACGCUUGCUGGAGGCGGUAAUUGGGAAUUUCAAUGGUAUACGAACCAUCGAUCCAACUCCUAUUGCGAGAAUGGAGUCUUCUAUAUUCGUCCUACUUUGCUAGCCGACGACACUGGAGAAGCGUUCCUGACAAGUGGAACCUUGAACAUUCAUGGAGGUCAGCCAGCUGAUCAGUGCACUGCACCAUUUUUCUGGGGUUGUGAACGAGCCGGCACGGAUUCAAAUCCGAUCAACCCAAUUAAAAGUGCUCGAGUUCGCACAGUCGAAUCAUUUAAUUUUAAAUACGGUCGUUUGGAAAUAAGAGCACAAAUGCCAACUGGUGAUUGGCUAUGGCCAGCUUUAUGGCUUCUUCCAAAGAACCAGGUUUAUGGAUCAUGGCCAGCUUCCGGUGAGAUUGAUCUAACCGAGUCACGCGGUAAUAUUGAUUACCAUGAUGCCAACGGAGUUCAUAUUGGAGUUGAACAGGUCGGUUCUACUUUGCACUUCGGACCGAACCCAAAUAUGAACGGCUACGAAUCGACAAUGAGCCACCUAAACAGUGCUGCGGGACAGGGUUUUAAUACUGGAUUCCACUUGUAUCAAUUAGAAUGGACAACCGAUCAUAUCACAUUCAGUGUUGACAACCAAGUACUGAAACGUAUUGAUGCAGGAAGCGGAUUUUGGGCUAGAGGGGGUUUCCAAACUUCAUCACCCGCAUCAGAGAAUCCUUGGCUGCAUGGAACUUUAAUGGCACCGUUCGACCAAGAGUUCUAUAUCAUCAUGAAUCUGGCAGUUGGCGGCACAAAUGGUUUCUUCCCGGAUGUUCCACCUGCGACCAAUGGUGCUCGAGGAAAACCGUGGAUAAACCUUUCUGGUACUGCAACUCGUGAUUUCUGGAACGGUCGAAGCUACUGGACUCCCACGUGGAAAAUGACCGAAGACAGGGGAAAAUCAUCGUCACUGCAGGUUGAUUAUGUUAGAGUAUGGGCAUUGUAAACAAACAAUAAAGUGACUGGAACAUUGUA